AUGUUUUGCCGACUAUGUCGGGCGACGGUUUGGCAUAAAUACACGAGCUGGCCGCCGUGCUCAUCCGGUAAUUUCCCCUUCUCUCCAUCACCAACCAUCUUCUGGUGUACCUUGUCGCCUUCUCCUUUUCUCGUCUUUUCCUUUUGUCUUUCCCUUUGUUCCCUUCUUUCCUUGGGCGUUUCGCCCUACAAAAAAAGACACUUCUCCGCCAACGCCGCCGCCGUGGCUCUCCUGGCGGCCGUGGCGACCCAGGUCACGGCCGCACCCCUCGGUGACCAGCAGCAGCUCCAGCCCCGCUUCCAGGUCAUCAAGAUCGGUGGCGGCUUCCGCAGCGUGACGGCCCGCCCGGUCCUGCAGCGGGACGGCGACCUUCGCACCACCUUCAAGGACAUCAAGCCUCUCAGCCUCCGCGGCAGGGACGUCGCCGGCGGCGGCGAGGAGCCCGCGCUCCGGGCCCGACGCACCAAGUCGGCCCACGAGCUAAAGUACGGCAAGAGGGUCAAGCAGUCCGACUUCCGGGUCAGCCGCCGCGUGUCUGCCGGGGGCGUUUCCGCCGAUGAGGAGCAGCCCGAGAUCUAG
Molecule: messenger RNA, 579 nt
Organism: Gaeumannomyces tritici R3-111a-1
Lineage: Eukaryota; Fungi; Ascomycota; Sordariomycetes; Magnaporthales; Magnaporthaceae
Exons: 2
Coding region: 1-579 (192 amino acids)
Source: RefSeq, a predicted model, not a curated record